Molecule: messenger RNA, 891 nt
Organism: Chanos chanos (milkfish)
Lineage: Eukaryota; Metazoa; Chordata; Actinopteri; Gonorynchiformes; Chanidae
Exons: 3
Coding region: 1-891 (296 amino acids)
Biological process (GO): response to bacterium
Source: RefSeq, a predicted model, not a curated record
AUGGAGAUAGAACUGGGAACGACUCACGCGCACACUUACGGCGUUGGCUUUGUCACUCCGGAGGGCAAUCCCCGAUGGCCGCAGUCCAUGGAAUUUCCCCGUGCUGUCCGAAGAGUUACUCGUCAACCGUCUCCGCUCCGCAUCUUUACAUUCGACAGUCUUCUAUUCCAACCGGAUGGGGCAAAUGCACAAGUACAAAGCUUACCUCAAACGAAUGUUGUAGUGUCAGUUGAGGUUGGUAAUGACGUGACUCUGAGUUGUUCCUGUCAGACAGAAAUGGCCAUGCACUAUUCAUGGUAUAAACACGUCUGGGGGCAAAAACCCCAGCUCAUAUCAACCAUCUACAAAUACGAUACUCAAGCCAUGUUUUAUAAUGAGUUUGAGGAUAAUCCUCGAUUCACUGUGCAGAGAGGUGUAGACAUAAAUCAUCUGAGGAUUUCAGAGGUUCAGUCUGAAGAUGUAGCUACCUACUACUGCGGUGGUGCUCACUCUAAUGUUAUUGAAUUUGAUGUGGGGAUAGACCUUAUCGUGAAAGAGGCCAAAACCGAAGGCUUUGUGGUUCAACAGAAUUCCGCAUCUCAGCUUGUGAAGCCUGGAGCCAAUGUAACCCUGCAGUGUACCAUUCAUCCAAUGGGAGAGAGCUGUGCAGGACAACACCAUGUUUAUUGGUUUAGACAAAACCCUGAACAGUCAUAUCCUGGAAUCAUUUACACCUAUGAAAACUCGAGUGAUCAGUGUGAGAGGAGCUGUGUCUACAACCUCCCCAAAAGGAACAUCGGCCUCUCAGAUGCUGGAACUUAUUACUGUGCUGUGGUCACAUGUGGGAAGAUACUGGUGGGGAAUGGAACAAGAGUGGAUACUCAAGAUACAGGUAUGCAUCACUCAGUGUAG